AUGCCACCUCUGCCCGCCUCGCCGAUAAACUCCUGGAGUCCGCGUGUGAUUUGCUAUUUCCAGACCUACCAUCACAACAACGAAUAUAUUUCACUUUUACCGCUAAUAACCAACCCGUCCGGUGUCACACAUGUCAUCCUCGCCGCUAUCCAUGUGAACUGGGAGCCCAACAAUCUAACACUAAACGACGACCCUCCCCACCAUGAGAAGUACACUCAGCUCUGGGACGAAGUCGUCGUGCUGCAGGAUUCCGGAAUCAAGGUGAUGGGCAUGCUCGGCGGCGCAGCACGCGGCAGUUUCGCCAGGCUGGACUACAGCGAAUCACGGACUGAUGUGCCUUUUGCAAGAUUCGAGGCUUACUAUAUCCCCUUGCGAGAUAUGAUCCGCAAGUACGGACUCGACGGACUGGACCUGGACAUCGAGGAGGAAAUGUCUCUACCGGGAGUCAUUCAUUUGAUUGACCGGUUGAAAACCGACUUUGGCCCUGACUUCAUCAUCACGCUUGCACCAGUCGCUACGGCGCUUAUGGCAGGUCGCCCUCACUUGUCAGGCUUCGACCAUCGCAUGCUCGAGGCUGCCAGGGGAAGCAGUAUCGCGUGGUACAAUGCGCAGUUCUACAAUGGCUGGGGCGGAUUGCACAACACUGACGCGUACGACGAGGUCAUGCGAAAUGGCUGGCCGGCGGAGAAGGUCGUCGCCGGUAUGUUGACCAACCCAAAGCAUGGCGGGAGUGGAUAUGUCCCGCUGGAGUUGUCAGCAGCAGUCCUGAGCUUGUUGACGGAGCGCUACCCUAAUUUUGGCGGAGUCAUGGGGUGGGAGUAUUGGGACGCUCUUCCACAGGAGCACGAUUGUUGGAUGUGGGCUUACUGCAUGGGUUUGUGCAUGGGUAUGAAGAAACUGAGGGAUACUGCCGUUAUGAUGCGUAUGGGCAGAAGUAUCGGAGGCAUGGACUUGAAUCGGUGA
Messenger RNA from Capronia coronata CBS 617.96, 963 nucleotides. RefSeq names its product chitinase. Gene Ontology annotation, biological process: carbohydrate metabolic process. Gene Ontology annotation, molecular function: chitinase activity. Lineage: Eukaryota; Fungi; Ascomycota; Eurotiomycetes; Chaetothyriales; Herpotrichiellaceae. Gene Ontology annotation, cellular component: extracellular region. The transcript has a single exon. The coding region runs from base 1 to 963 and encodes 320 amino acids. The record is from RefSeq and is a predicted model, not a curated record.